Messenger RNA from Clupea harengus (Atlantic herring), 1931 nucleotides. It is a transcript of the gene dnajc5gb, whose product is annotated as DnaJ (Hsp40) homolog, subfamily C, member 5 gamma b. The coding region runs from base 782 to 1507 and encodes 241 amino acids. The record is from RefSeq and is a predicted model, not a curated record. Lineage: Eukaryota; Metazoa; Chordata; Actinopteri; Clupeiformes; Clupeidae. The transcript has 6 exons.
AAGAUGACAUGGCUAAUUCCUGGAGAGGGAUAUUUUUUCGCACUGGCAUAUUUCCAUUACAGAAAAAGUAGCGCUAAAGGCAUGUUCCAAUGGGUGUGUCAGGAGAUGACGAGAUUAUUUGGUAGGCUAUAUAGAGCACUUUGAUUCGGUAAUCGCGAUAAAAUCGAAUUGAGUUAAUGGAAUUUAGACAUUCUUUGAUAGAAGAAUCCUCAAGAAGAUUGAUAAAACUAGCCAUUUGAUUUGACUGAGGUUUACUGUGGUGCUAAAUUUUCACAUGCAAGUUGCUGAAAUGUGUUGAUUUGCUAGCGGAAGCCAGUGAUCACAUUGCACAACACACAUACCUCACCUUUCACAUCGAUUUUUACACCGACAGAUCUCGCGCACAGCAACUAUCCGUAGUACUGUAGUAGGAUACGUAUGUAGCGUGACCUUAGUAACUUCCCACAUUAAGCUUUCGCUUUCUCUCCGAAGAACAUAUGUAUGAAGUUAUGUGACAUUACUGUUGUACUACUCUGGGGAAGUCUUACAUUUCAAAAGUUAGACAGUCCGAAUCAAACAGAAACCAGCUAGACCUGUCCGCGUCCAAAUCUUGGGACUUUGACCAGGGUACUUCCAUGUUGCUUCCAUGUUGCCAGUAGGCACCUAGAUACAGGCCUUUGCUAAACUGUGUUCCCAUGCAACGCAGGUAAGUCAUAUUUUUAGAGCAUGGUGAUUGUUUUUAUCCCCUGUUAAUUUUCAUUUUAAUAAUGCAUAUUUCAUUUGUGUUGUUUAGGUCUAAAUCAUGGAGGAGCCAAACCGACCCCAACGCAAGUUAUCCGCUGCUGGGGAGAGUCUGUAUCAGAUAUUAGGUGUGCAAAAGGGAGCAUCAGAUGAUGACAUUAAAAAAGCAUACAGAAAACUUGCACUUCGGUUUCAUCCAGACAAGAACCCAGACAACCCAGAGGCAGCUGAGCGCUUCAAAGAGAUCAACAAUGCCAACACAACCCUGAACGAUGAGAACAAGAGGAAGAUCUACGAUGAAUAUGGCUCCAUGGGUCUUUAUGUGUCGGAUCAGUUUGGAGAAGAAAGUGUUAACCUGUACUUCCUCAUGUCUAAAUGCUGGUUUAAGACUCUAGUGGUGAUUGGGAUGCUCUUAACCGGCUGCUGCUGCUGCUUCUGCUGCUGCUGCUGCUGUGGGAAGUGCGGGCGUGCUGAGGAGGAAGAGGAGAACUACUUCCACCUAGACCCCGAAUUGGAGGCCCAGAUCAGAGCUGAGCAGGAGGCCAACCAACCUGACUCAGGAGAUGGUGGGGUGAUUGUGGGUCAGCCCAUUCCCUUAGGCGCUCCUGCAGGCUCAGAUCUCUUUGGCAACUCUGCCCACCCGAGCCCUCUCCCCUCUGGCUACUCUACUGAGGGUCCCACAGCCAUCGUGGCGCAGCCCAUCUCAGACCCUUUCCCCCAGUUUAACCCGUCGGCUGGAGAGGCUCUGAACACAUCCAGCACAGAGGAUCUGGUCAGAAGUGACUGACCACACCCUCUCUCACGUGUACAGAUGAAGGACUGACGCACGCUGAGCUCUCGGCUGACCACACAGGGGGAUUACACAGGCGAGACUCUCUGCCACAUGCCUUUUAGUUGUGGCAGGAUGUGGUGGCAAAUGUGCUUGAUUGAAAUUCUAGUCUAGAUUAAGCAGGGUUUGAAAAGUCAUUUGCCUAUCAGGCACAUUCAUUUGAAAUUCCUCUGCUCCAAGAUGGUAUUUUUGUAUUGCUAAAGUGGAAUGCAAAUGAAUGUGUUUGAUUAACUGAACUAAUGACUAAAUGAGAUUAUUCUGGAAUGACCUGGUGAUAACAUGUUCUGUGAUAUUUCUUUUGUAAACAAAUAUUUAAAUGAAAGUAGUUAUUGAUGCCAUAGCCUCCAAAGAAACGCCUGACACAAUGCAGGCUUCGGCGGUU